Messenger RNA from Guillardia theta CCMP2712, 877 nucleotides. RefSeq lists its product as hypothetical. Lineage: Eukaryota; Cryptophyceae; Pyrenomonadales; Geminigeraceae. Bases 14 to 877 code for a protein of 287 amino acids. The record is from RefSeq and is a predicted model, not a curated record. Gene Ontology annotation, molecular function: small GTPase binding; GTPase activator activity. Gene Ontology annotation, cellular component: cytosol; nucleus; perinuclear region of cytoplasm. Gene Ontology annotation, biological process: nucleocytoplasmic transport; activation of GTPase activity. The transcript is spliced from 10 exons.
GAUAGUCGGGGGCAUGGAGAAAGCGGCGGGCGAGCGAAAAAAUGAAGCGAAACCACGGGAGGAGGAGAAGAAGAGUGGAAGUUCCAAGGCGACAGAGGCAGCUGUGCAGCGACUCAGAGAUGGACGUUGCAAGAUGAUCCUUCUGUGCGACAUUAAACUCAACGACCCGGACGUAACACAGUUAGCGCCUGCUGUCAAACAAUCUACUUGUCUCAGGUCACUCUCUCUGCAUGGAGCCAAUCUCUCCGUCUCGUCAGCUAAACUCCUCGCAAACGCGUUGGCCUCUCACGAGGCUCUCACCAUGCUUGACCUCGGGAACAAUCUGCUCGGCUCCAAGGGCGUCGAGGACGUCUGCAAUGCGCUCAUCCAUAACACUUCGCUGCUUGCGCUUGGGUUAGCUCGCACGGCAAUGGGUGAUAGUGGUGCAACUGCCAUGGCCCACGUGCUGCGAAUCAACUGCAGCUUGACGGAGGUAUAUCUCAAUUCCAACGAUAUCACAGAGGAGGGAGCAACAGAUCUGUCGGGGGCGCUUCUCUUCAACGACUCGUCGAGGCUCUCAAAGCUCUAUCUCUACGGGAACCCUCUGGGCAAAGCAGGAGUGGAUGAGUUCAAAAAACUUGAGAAGGAUUGCCCCUUCGUGCAAGAGCGCGUUCCUCUCGAUGAUGCACGGGCUCUCGCUUUCGCCAUGGCCACGCACAAGCGUCUCGGGGAGAACUCACAGGUCAAGAUCCUCAAUGUGAAGGCUUCAGUCCACAAGUCAGAGAAGGGCAUCCGCGAGGUCCGACGGUCGAAUCCUCUUUUGCGGGUAAUUCGCGCAUGCUCCGAGUACCGGCAGAAGAAACGAGAAUUUUAUGGCCUAGAGGCCAACAAGAGCUGA